AUGGCUGACGAUGGCUAUCGCCCUCGUCCACCUCAAGAUGAGGAACUUCGAAAUGCGAUUGAACGCUUGGCUGUAUUCGUUGCGAAAAAUGGUCCGGACUUUGAAAAGAUGACGAUCGAAAAGCAAGAAGGGAAUCCCAAAUUUGCGUUUCUUUAUGGUGGUCCUUUUAACGAGUACUACCGUUUCUGCGUUGAUAUGGAGAUCCAAAAAAUUCGUGGUGGUCCUCCGCCUCAUCCGCCCCUACCUCAUCCCGGAAAUGGUUGUCUUGGCCCGCCACCUCCUGUCGAAUCUGAAAUUAUUCGAAGGAUGAACUCUCAGAAGGAACAGCUCAAACAACAAAUUACUGACAGCGAGAGGAAUUUGAAAGCUCACCAUGACUCAAUCCCCGCAAUGAAGGAGGCACAAGUGGCGCAAGCAGUGCUGCUUUCGGAGUCUCAGAAAAUGACACAAAUUCUUGCCAACGUCAAUUUCGAUGUCAGUCCGCUUGGAGCUAUUUUGGAUCAACUCAAUGCUGGAAAGUGUUCAAAAGAUCUCGUUUCGACUAGUCGGAAGUGGAUAUUUGAGCACUGUCAGACUGAUCAGCUUCGUGAAGUUGUUCUUACUUAUCUUUUGAGCAGAGUGAAGGAUUCUCAGGCUAAUGACAACUUCCGACUGAACAUUCUUUAUGUUAUCAAUGAUUGGGCAUAUCAAUGUCAGCGAAAACGCUUGGAUUCGCAGACCCAGAUGCUGUCUCGUUAUGUACCUCAGAUGUACGCCUUUACUGUGGAGUUAUCCACGGACGGUCUUAUGCAGCAGAAAUUGGACAAGCUCAUUGGAGUUUGGGAAGGUCACAAAUACUUCAAUGAUCAGUGUUUUAAGCAGCUUCGAAAUCCUGGCCAAAUUUAUUCUUCUGCAAAAGCUGUGCAGGCAGCAGAAUAUGCUAAGGGAAUUAAUCUGGCAGCUGAUAUAGAGGUCAACUUACAAACCAUGUAUUCUGGUUACGAACAACAACAUAAGAACUACGUGCAACACAUUAUGCAACAGAUUGCUCAAAUCGAUAUGCAAAUCGAAUCUGAGAAGGACCGUGCUAGAGGUGCCAUUCCAUCGCUGCUGAGCGGAAUGGCACGGGAGCCGCCUCCAUUGCCUGGGCCAGGUCCGGGUCCAGGGCCAGGUCCAGGUCCCGGAGUAGGCGUGCGACGGUCACGAUUCGAUCAGCAACCUGGCCCCAUGCCAAGCAAACCACAAGAGGACUAUGGGCAGUUUUUUGCUCCUCCUCCUAGAGCAGCUCCUAAGCAAGGAUGGAUAAAAGAGGAAAAUGUUCCUGAUGGCGACGAUAUUGACGGUCAUCCUUUCAACGAAGAGGAUCUGAUCCCAAGUGCUAAAUAUUACGAACUUCCUGCUGGCAUCAUGAUUCCGCUCAUCGAAAUUGAACAGUUCUCGUACAACGCCAUUGUUCCUGAUAAGCUGAGAAUGCCUCCUCCUGUUCCUCCUUCUCAGAGGCUUCUUAGUGCAUUAGACGAGUUCUACAGUGCAUCUCUUGAUCCGAGCAGAGAGCCGCCACUGGCUGCCUGGGGUCGUGGAGGAUGCUCGGAGUUCAUGGAACGGAAGCAAAGUUUGAAAAAGAUACUGGAAGAAAAGUUGAAGAGCGAAAACAAAACAAUAAGUGAUCUCGUCGAAAAUAGACCAACUGAAGAGGAACUAAGAAUUGUGCAAGACGAUAUCAAUGCUGAAAUAAAGCGGAAGUAUGAAGAGAUGAGAAGAAAUGCGUUGGCUAAUGAAGAGAAAGAAAAACGUGAUUCAUCAUCACCGCAAUCCCCAGCGAAGCGAAAGGAUCGUGGACGUUCGCGGCGCAGCCGCAGCAGUUCGUCGUCUUCGUCUUCCUCGAGGUCCUCUAGAUCGAGUUCAUCUUCUUCGACUGGAUCUAGCACCUCCUCCCGUUACCGCUCAAGAAGUCGUUCGUAUUCUCCAAGAAAAAGAUCUCGCUCACGAUCACGCUCUUUAUCUCCUGGUGAUCGGGCUUCAUUUUCCUCAAGGCAUCGAUCACCUUCUCCUCCGUCAUUUGGUGAUUCAUCGCGGUUCCGUAUGCCUGCGGCUCCUCUUUCUGGCACUAACAAAGGAGCUCAGCUCAUGCAAAAAAUGGGUUGGAGCGGCACAGGAUUAGGAGCUUCUAAGCAAGGGAUUGUUGAACCCAUUGGUGGUGGCGAGGUACGUGAUAGGCAAGAUCAGUAUCGUGGGUUGGGUAGCACUGUGGAUCCUUACGAACAGUAUAGGAAACAACGAAGUGGCAGUUACCAUGACAGGAAUCAAGCCAACUUUGUGAUGAGGGAGAAGACCACUUCAGAUCGAUAG
Necator americanus (New World hookworm) is the source of this 2328-nucleotide messenger RNA. RefSeq lists its product as uncharacterized. The transcript has 21 exons. Gene Ontology annotation, biological process: RNA processing; intracellular calcium ion homeostasis. Gene Ontology annotation, cellular component: perinuclear region of cytoplasm. The record is from RefSeq and is a predicted model, not a curated record. Gene Ontology annotation, molecular function: RNA binding. Bases 1 to 2328 code for a protein of 775 amino acids. Lineage: Eukaryota; Metazoa; Nematoda; Chromadorea; Rhabditida; Ancylostomatidae.